Otolemur garnettii (small-eared galago) is the source of this 1034-nucleotide messenger RNA. It is a transcript of the gene CTXN1, whose product is annotated as cortexin 1. The transcript has a single exon. Bases 31 to 279 code for a protein of 82 amino acids. NCBI's taxonomy places the organism in Eukaryota, Metazoa, Chordata, Mammalia, Primates, Galagidae. The record is from RefSeq and is a predicted model, not a curated record.
UCCUCCGCAGGGCGCGCGGCAAUGUGAGCCAUGAGUGCGACGUGGACACUGUCGCCGGAGCCGCUGCCGCCGUCGACAGGGCCCCCGGUGGGCGCAGGCCUGGAUGCGGAGCAGCGCACGGUGUUCGCCUUCGUACUCUGCCUGCUGGUGGUGUUGGUGCUGCUGAUGGUGCGCUGCGUGCGCAUCUUGCUCGACCCCUACAGCCGUAUGCCUGCCUCGUCUUGGACCGACCACAAGGAGGCGCUCGAGCGCGGGCAGUUCGACUACGCGCUGGUGUGAGGGGCGCGGCGCCCGGGUCCGAAGGCCAGUCCGACCCGAGGAGCCCCUGGGCCCAGAUUGCGCUCAGGAUCCCGCGCCUGGUGGUGGUGGUUGGGUAUUAGGAGAAGCUCCGCCCCUUCCCAUUUCGACCCCUGGCAUUCCCCCAUCCUGGUCUGGCUCGAGCCCCACCUCGUGCCUUUAUUCGUCCUGCCCCUUUUCUCUGCCCAACUCACCUGCCUGGCUUGGUCCCCUGACUCGGAAUCCUUAGUGGAAGGAGGAACCCCUGUGCCACCUCUCCCCAGUGUAGAAGUGGUUCUGCUAUUGUCCGUUCCUGGGAGUGGGGAUUCCUUCAUCCUCCCUCCCCACUGUCAUUUGGCCUUUGUCAAUCUACCUUGAUAAAGUGAGUGUUGAGCCUGUCCUUGGGCUUCAGCCCUGUGGGACGGGCUCUCCUGAGCCCACGGAGCGGAUGCUGCAUACCAGUAUGCCCUGCACAGCCUGUCCCAAAGACGGAGCCUGAAGACCUGACAUGGCUGGUGUGUCCAGGAUGCGUGGCACCUUCCGUGAGGGGAGAGCUUGGGCAGGCUCCUUCCUGUCCCCAGCCCCGCCCCCAGCACAGGUCAGCACACCCUCCCUCAGUCCCCACCUCCACCCCUCCUCUGUCCCCAUCCACUCCCCAUGACUCCCCUGCCAUGCCCCCUACGCUCCUGCCAUGCCUUUUAACGCCUCCCUGCCUCUGAGCCGAUGAUGAUGAUGAUGAUGAUGAUGAUAAUAAAAGC